GGGCCUUGUGACCAAUGCAGCCAUGUUCAGCUAGGAGAGGGAGACGGUCCGACACGGCGGAGGAACCUUUCUGUAAAUCGAUAAGGCUGGAUAUAAAUCUGUUGAAGUCGUUCUGAGGGACAUUCUGCUGGUAGAAAGGCCACAGAGGAGCCGGUAAACCCAGCACCCCGCAGCGCUGCCUGAGCUCUACUGGAAGAAGAAGAAGUGAAGAGGCGGAAGAUCUGCUUUGGACAUCAUGGCCUCUCGCAAAAAGGUGCUGCUGAAAGUGAUCAUCCUCGGGGACUCUGGGGUUGGGAAGACCUCUUUGAUGAACCAGUAUGUUAAUAAUAAGUUCAGCAACCAGUACAAGGCCACAAUCGGUGCAGACUUCCUGACCAAAGAGGUUAUGGUCGACGACAGGCUUGUCACCAUGCAGAUUUGGGACACAGCAGGGCAGGAGCGUUUCCAGUCUCUGGGAGUGGCGUUCUACAGGGGAGCAGACUGCUGUGUGCUGGUGUACGACGUCACAGCCCCGAACACGUUCAAGACUCUGGACAGCUGGAGGGAUGAGUUUCUGAUCCAGGCCAGCCCUCGCGACCCUGAGAACUUCCCCUUUGUGGUGCUUGGAAAUAAGAUUGACUUGGAGAACAGACAGGUUACAACAAAGCGAGCUCAGGCUUGGUGUCAAAGCAAGAACAAUAUUCCCUAUUUUGAGACCAGUGCCAAAGAAGCAAUCAACGUGGACCAGGCUUUCCAGACCAUUGCUCGCAAUGCACUCAAACAGGAGUCUGAAGUGGAGCCAUACGAUUUCCCCGACCAGAUCAAACUACGAGAUGAUAGACCCGCCUCCUCCAGCGACGGCUGCAGCUGCUGAAGGGGACAGAGCUGAGCGGCGAGGGGCCGAGAGGAGGGAACGAUAGAUGGCAGUGAUCCAGCAGAGGCUGAAGCGUUACAAAAAGACGCCAACCACCUCCCUAACCCCUCCCCUGCCCUCCAGCCAUGUAUGCCCUCUCCUUCAAGACCUCCAGGGUAUGAAUUGCCACAUGAUAGCGUCGCCCCUCUCUUUCCACACCCCAUGGAACAUGUGGCAUAAGAAAACUGUCUGAGGAAACGGGAGAGAGCACCUUAUUUCCUCCAACAUAACAUUUACUUUUAAAACUACGACUCCCAGUAUCACUACCGUACAAGUCUGAGACUGUCGCUGCGCCCACUUUUUCUUGUGCAGUUUUGGUUUUUCUUCUUUCAGAAACUGCAAUCUGUUUUUGUUUUUUUUUUCGUCUGCCAAUCAUUGUGCCUUUCAUUCUACAUCAUGCUUUCUAGAAGGCCAUCAGACUCUCUGUUAAUGUACUUCUUUUUCUUCUAUAUACUGAUCAUGCAUUCCCUACUGUAUAAAUUGCACCACUGAUAAAAGUAUCAAACCCA
Messenger RNA from Astyanax mexicanus (Mexican tetra), 1401 nucleotides. It is a transcript of the gene rab7b, whose product is annotated as RAB7b, member RAS oncogene family. Lineage: Eukaryota; Metazoa; Chordata; Actinopteri; Characiformes; Acestrorhamphidae. The record is from RefSeq and is a predicted model, not a curated record. The transcript is spliced from 6 exons. The coding region runs from base 236 to 853 and encodes 205 amino acids. Gene Ontology annotation, cellular component: lysosome; phagocytic vesicle; late endosome. Gene Ontology annotation, biological process: phagosome-lysosome fusion; endosome to lysosome transport. Gene Ontology annotation, molecular function: GTPase activity; GTP binding.